Euleptes europaea (tarantolino) is the source of this 2163-nucleotide messenger RNA. RefSeq names its product chitotriosidase-1-like. The coding region runs from base 1 to 2163 and encodes 720 amino acids. The transcript has 14 exons. NCBI's taxonomy places the organism in Eukaryota, Metazoa, Chordata, Lepidosauria, Squamata, Sphaerodactylidae. Gene Ontology annotation, molecular function: chitinase activity; chitin binding. Gene Ontology annotation, biological process: chitin catabolic process; carbohydrate metabolic process. The record is from RefSeq and is a predicted model, not a curated record. Gene Ontology annotation, cellular component: extracellular region.
AUGGAGAGCUUGUUGAGAAGUCUCCUAGUCCUGUUGUGCUUCCUGAUUGCAGAACCAGUUGAAUGUGUGAAUGAGGAUGCCACUGAAGAAAAAAUUCCAUCUAAAUUCUGCAAUGUCUAUAAACAUGUUGCCACUGUUGCUGGAACAGGAGGCUCUAAAACCAUGUCCUUCUGGCAUCUGAAUUGUCCAUUUGAAGGCCAUUAUGCUCUUGGAGAUGUGGCUAAAAGAGGUUCUGGACAACCUGUGACUUGGGCUUUGAUGGUAAAGGAAGAGGGUAAUGGUCUUCUGAAACAUCCUCAAGGUUUCAGAUGUGUCAAUGAAAGUCUGCUAGUACAAGGAAAAUCUGCACUUAUUUCAAGUCUGACUGAUGAUCUUGGAGCAUGGGAAAUUGAAGCUGAUCAUGCUGUAACUCCAGAUGGUUUAUCUGCAGGGACUUUUAUAGUUAUGACCACUCACAGUGACCCCACAGAAAAUGUCUAUGUCCUCAAUGAAUACAGCGUGAUGUUAAAACAACAUGCAUCUCUUCAGCCAAACAAUUCUGAGGAUGGGUCUCCUUGCAAGAUUGUAUGUUACGUCACUAAGUGGUCUCAGUACCGGUCCAAACCUGCAAAGUUUUACCCAGAGGAUGUAAACCCAAAUUUGUGCACGCACAUCACAUUUGCCUUUGCGAUUAUAAGGAACAACCAUCUCUCCUGUAAUGGAUGGAAUGAUGAAAGUGUUCUCAUCCCCCAGAUCCAAGCACUAAAGAAGAGAAACCCAGCCUUGUUGACUCUGUUAGCUGUUGGUGGAAGCAGAUUUGGCACUGCUUUCAGCCCCAUGCUUUCCACAGCAGCCACCCGCAAGAACUUCAUUGACUCAGCUAUACCCAUACUGCGGAACUAUGACUUCGAUGGGAUUGAGCUGCACUUUGAACAUCCUGGGUGUAGGGGAAGUCCCCCUAAGGACAAGCAUCGCUUCACUUCGCUAAUAGAGGAAAUGACGGCAGCUUUCGAAAAAGAGGCCAAAGAGACUGGAAAUAAGAAGCUGUUGCUUACUGCGGCGGUUGCUGCUCGGAAAGAAACAAUCGAUGCUGCAUAUGAAGUUGACAAACUAUCAAAACAUCUUGAUUACAUUAGUGUGAUGGCCUACAAUUUCCAUGAUGGUUUUCCUGACAGAGUGACAAGGCACAACAGCCCCUUAUAUGCUGGUGAUCACUCUGAAGAAAGCCUGUAUGCCACCUGUAAGUUUGCCAUGCUGUACUGGAUCCAAAAAGGUGCUCCUGCUGGCAAGCUUCUUAUGGGGUUUGCCAGCUUUGGACAUACCUUCAAGCUUAGCACCAUGGACACAUCAGUGGGUGCCCCUGCCUCUGGACCUGCCCGUCCAGGACAUUAUACGCAUGAGGCUGGACUCUUGUCAUACUAUGAGAUCUGCCACUUUAUAAAGGAUGGUGCCACUGUUCAGUGGCUUGAAGACCAGAAGGUUCCAUAUGCCUACAAAGGUUUUGCCUGGGUUGGAUAUGACAACAAAAAGAGUUUUGGUUACAAAGCCCAGUUUGUGAAGAAGCAUAAACUUGGCGGAGGCUCUGUAUGGACCAUUGACCUGGAUGACUUCAGAGGCACCUUCUGCAAUGAAGGACCUUACCCUCUGACAAGAGAGCUGAAGCGACUGCUUGCGGGCAAUGUGUGUAGUGAUGCCGGACAUAUCACAGUACAAACGGAAACCAUUCAACCAUCCACCACCUUUCGACCGUCUACCACCCUUCGACCAUCUACCACCUUUCUAACUCCUGCCACCCUUCAACCGGCCUCCACCCUUCAACCAUCCACCACAACUUUUCUAACUCCUGCCACCCUUCAACCGGCCUCCACCAUUCAACCAUCCACCACCUUUAUAACUGCUGCCACCCUUAUACCGGCCUCCACCCAUCAAACUUCUACCACCCUUCGACCAUCUACCACCCCUCUAACUGCUGCCACCCUUAUACCGGCCUCCACCCAUCAAACUUCUACCACCCUUCGACCGUCCACCACCUUUCAAACUCCUGCCACCCUUCGACCAGCCACCACCCUUCAAACUUCUACCACCCUUCGACCAUCCACCACCCUUCAAAAUUCUACUACCCUUCAACCGUCCAGAAAGGAUGACAGCACUUACCGCCAUUCAGGAGAUCCAACUAAACAUUAA